Molecule: messenger RNA, 696 nt
Organism: Neurospora hispaniola
Lineage: Eukaryota; Fungi; Ascomycota; Sordariomycetes; Sordariales; Sordariaceae
Exons: 2
Coding region: 1-696 (231 amino acids)
Source: RefSeq, a predicted model, not a curated record
AUGGCUAACAACGGACUUCAGGGACAGGGGCUUUUCACGCCUGGCGGUUCGGGAGAAGGCAACUUCAAGGACCCAUGCGUCUUCUCGGAAUCCGACAAAAAGCGUCAAGUCGAUGCUGAACUGGUUGUCCCAGCCCCAGAUCAAAUUUCCAAAGGCGAGACCAUCUCAUGCAUAACCGUGUUCAAGGUCUCGAAACCCGACCCUGAACACUGGCGAGCCGACGAAAGCUUUGUCUUCCUUACCAUUGACCAUCCAGAGGAAAAGAGCAAUUGGGAUCUCGUAACGAGCCAUCAGCAACCCAGCGAAAGGAGAUUUCGCGUCCGUUUCCUCCCUGACGACCCAAAAAACAUGUAUUUCCUUGUCGACAACAUCCAGUUCCCCGCCGCCGCCGCCCACAAGUUCAACUUGAUGUUCAGGGUGUUGGUGCGCCCUCAGUAUAUCCUGUCACAUAAUCCCCACACGAAUGAAAUUGAGCAGGACCCAGUCAUACUGCCCGAUGAGCUGUGGGACGGCGGAAAGCCGGACGGUCCGCAGAGGCACACGUACGUCGCGGGUAUUUUCGAACUCCACCAAUGGUUGGAAGUGAAGGAGGAAGCUGGAGUGAAAAGACAGAAUCCUUUGUCUCCAGAACAAGAGGCCAUCGUAGCCAGGCUUGCGGCUAUUCAGGUUCCGCCGUUUCUCCCCGAGGCUAACUAA